CCCUUGUGUGUGUAUCCUGACGAUUUGAUGAUGGUGGCGGGGGGACUCCAUCACGUUUCAGGAUCUGCGUACAAGAUCAUAAACCAGAGGGCUUAUCAUCAUGGAACGAUGCUUAUCAAUGCAAAAUUAAAUGAUCUUGGGGAUGUGUUGCGUAAUACCAAGAUAACGAUGCGAACAAAAGGAGUAGAUUCCGUACGAUCCCCAGUAAAGAAUCUGUGUCAGUUUACGACCUUACGACAUACGCCCAUCUCGCAUGAAUCUUUCGUCACUGCUGUUUCCCAGCAGUUUUCAGAAAUGUAUUAUGCACCUGAUGGAAUAAUACGUCUACCCAUUCAAGAUGUGUACGAGACUUCUCAUGCUCAUAUACCUCGAAUACAGGAAGUACGUAAAGAGCUGCAGAGCUGGGAAUGGGCGUAUGGGCAGUCACCAGAGUUUACCCAUGUCAUCGCGAACACGUUCUCGUGGGGAAAGGUUGUAAGUGAAAGAUAUUAAGUUUUUCCUGACUACGAGGUUGUUGUUGAAACAACCGGAAUCUAAAAUGGUGGCAGAAUGCAAGCUUCCAUAGCAAACGAGGCCUCAUCCUCGCUUGCGACAUAUCCUACCUCCCGCCACCACCACAGCACUCUCUGAAAUCGUUGGAUGCAGAAAUCAUAACAAGAACGUGCAAAACGUUGGGAGAGGAUUUGGUUGGAAAAAAAUAUGGCGUACUGGAGGGUGUGGAUUCUAAUGGUACACUUCUGGAUCCAGCGGAGGUGAGACGGGACAUAUUAGAGUGGCUAUUAGAUGACAUGUAGCAAAUUAAUUGGACACUGGGCGCUGGAAUACUUUUUUUUUUUUCUAAAUUGGCG
Molecule: messenger RNA, 848 nt
Organism: Cantharellus anzutake
Lineage: Eukaryota; Fungi; Basidiomycota; Agaricomycetes; Cantharellales; Hydnaceae
Exons: 4
Coding region: 28-492 (154 amino acids)
Biological process (GO): protein lipoylation
Cellular component (GO): mitochondrion; cytoplasm
Molecular function (GO): lipoyltransferase activity
Source: RefSeq, a predicted model, not a curated record